Messenger RNA from Branchiostoma belcheri (Belcher's lancelet), 4519 nucleotides. Its product is annotated as ubiquitin domain-containing protein 1-like. The record is from RefSeq and is a predicted model, not a curated record. The coding region runs from base 171 to 869 and encodes 232 amino acids. The transcript has 3 exons. Gene Ontology annotation, molecular function: protein binding. Lineage: Eukaryota; Metazoa; Chordata; Leptocardii; Amphioxiformes; Branchiostomatidae.
ACAACGGACAUGCGCGGUACGUGGUUCCUGACGUCAUCAGGUGAAGUCGGCAGGCCAGAAAAGAAGGGAAACCUCUGACGGCAAGGGAGGGAAAACAUCCCGUUUCGGCAAAGUUGGAGGCCCAAAACCCUUCUGUCUGACGCGAAGACGCACAGAAAGCCAGUGAUGCCAUGGGAGGGUGCAUCGGGACCCACCACGACCGAUCGUCGGUCACAAAUGACACGGAAAACAGCUCGCCCGUUGCCAUGGGAAGGAACCAGCCUCUCAAGAAGGACAAGCCGAAGUGGAAGUCUGACGUUCCCUUCACGGAUGGACAGCUGCGCAGCAAGAGGGACGAGUUCUGGGACACGGCACCGGCGUUUGAAGGGCGCAAGGAAAUCUGGGACGCCCUGCGGGCAGCGUGCAACGCAGUGGAAAGCAACGACCACGAGCUAGCACAGGCCAUCAUAGACGGGGCAAACAUAUCACUUCCUCAUGGGACUCUCCAAGACUGCUAUGAUGAACUGGGGAAUAGGUACCAGCUGCCGGUGUACUGUAUUUCUGCACCAGUCAACAUGAUCUCGGAGGAGCAUAGUGAAUCAGACCCCAACGAUGUUCCCGAGUCAUUAACCACCGGCGAGGAGGUUUCCCUUAAACUUAGACUUUCCACAGGCAAGGACCUGAAACUUAACGUGCAGACCACAGACUCUGUGUUACACAUUAAGAAGAGACUGAAUGCAGAAGAAGGGAUCGAGUCGUCGCGGCAAAGGUGGUACUUCUCCGGGAAAUUGCUCCAGGAUAAGAUGCGGAUAGAAGAUGCAAAAAUCCCCAAAGGUUUCGUGGUCCAAGUCAUUGUUUCCCAGCCCGACCCGACCCCCGUGGAUGGUUGAAAUUAUUUUCCUGCGGUAUUGCUGCUACGUUUGCCUGGAAGAAUCAAGCAUGUGAUGAAUCCCUGUCCUCCCCUAUUCGGCUCACACAUACUGCGCACUACUAUCGGUAAACCAGAAAAUGAUGAUAUGAGCACUGUCUCCACCCAAAAGUGCUGGUAAAACUAAAGUGUUCACUCGACUUAUGACUCUGCAUAUACAUAUGCUUAUGUACACAAUAGUCUUUUACAAUUCCUGUGCAUUCUCUUUGAUAAGGGACAGAGCAACAAAGAUAGAAGAAAAGGGGGAGCUAGACUUCUAUUAUGCAUUUUCGUCGUACAGUAAAAAUGUAUCAUAAAACUAAAGUCUCUUGCAAUAUAAUCAGAGAAUUUUUAAGUAAGAUUUUUUUGCUGUAGUUGCAUGCCAAAAGAUGUCAAUUUUUUGCAUGAUCCCCCUACUGUCAGUGGUGGUUUGUCCCUGAAAUUAACCAUUUUUGGGCAUUCUGGUAGUGUAGAGGGACUUGCAUGUUACGUGAACUUGUCUUGUGACUCUCUGUUCAUCACUGUGUUGUUCUGUACAUAUGUAAAUCUUGCUGCAAAAUGCCAAUGUAAGGGGACACUUCUGUAACAAACUAAGCAACAGUGACAGAACUUCUGGAUGGUUUGUGUACAUACCCUUUAAAAAGCUAAAACUCUCAAGGCACCAUAGCACAAGUAUGACGUAAGCAGAGGCUCACUGUGCCCAUAAGCAUAUAAGGCCAUGGUAAUUAGGUAAGGUCGCCUCACAUCUCAUGCCAACUUGGUCGCUAAUGUUAGUGUUUUAGAAGGAAGUGUUUUCAGUUUACUUUACUUUUCCAGACAAGUAGUAUGCUGUACAAAGAUGUUGCUCCAAGCUACUAGAGUGUAUCAGAUUCAGAAGUCAAAACUGAACUUACUUGAAUAAUUUUUUCAAAAAAUCGCAGAUUAGAUGACCUCAACUUUUGUCAUAUAUUUUCACCUGAUACAGUAGCAAAGGUAGCUUCCCUAAACUUGUUCCCUGUUUUUGUUACCAUGCAAUACCAAGUGCCACAUUCACAGAGUUUAAUGCUUUGUUUUAUUUUGUGUGUGUGUGUUUUUUUUUCAUUUCCAAAGUUUAAGAUAUCUUAUAUAGCUUCUGUAGUGUAUUACUUUAAUUCCUAUAGAUUUUAUGUUGCCAAUUUUGGAAGAAAUUCAAUACUGAAAGCAUUGAAAUACACAAAACAGAAGUAUUAAAGGACUUACAAUGCUGGGGCCACAGAUACCAUGCUCAUGCACUACUUUUUUUUAAAUCUAGAAAUUAAGAGAUCUGUGAUUUUGCUUCAUCUAAAGUGUCUCUACAUUUUGUAGAUCAAUUAUUAAAUCUCCAAUAUGUCCAUUGUAGAAAUAUCUGGCAUAGAGAUUUUUGCAUAAUCUUAACCUCCUCUGGCCUUUGUGGUUGUUUUCAAGAUUAUCUCCAGCAACUUGUAGAAAGAAGUUAGCUAGAAAACUUAUGUUUCGAUUCAUAAAAAGUUCUAUUGAAUAUUUUGCAUUGUAACGUAUGCAAUGACUGUAAAUAUUUGUCACUUCAAGUAAAUUACCUUUAAUGCAAGAAAUGAAACGGAAUAACCUGCUUUUCUGAAUCUGAUGGAAGACUAUAGAAGUGUAGUAACCUUGUUUACUAAAAAGCACUGCUAAAAGAUAUACAUGCCUUACGUUUUAGGUAGCACAGUCAUAUCAUUAUCACAAUACCUGUUUAUUGACUUGGUACUCGAUUCAAAGCUUUGAAUUUGAUGCACUGAAAAUGACAGCAGCAUGCUUUUAGGAGUUCCCAAAAAGUGCUUAACUCCUGUCAUCUAGACUUUAUUUUCAUGCAUACUACUUGUAUAAAAGUAAAAUUCAUCUGUACAUUUGUAGGCAGGUGUAUUCGUUUGUUUUUUCACUGUGCCGUAACAAUUGUACAGUAGAUAUAAGCUAGGAAGUGAGUUUCCCUAGUGCAAUAUUCUUGUUACAUCUCUGUAGUCUUGCUAUCUGUGUUACGAAUCUCUUAGUCUUACAUGUUCUUUGUGUGGCUUAAAACAAUUUCAUCAUGUCUGCUGCGUUUAUCGUGUUUAUGUUGAUAUUUGCCAUCUCUCAUACCAACAAUGUUGCUCUCCCUUCAUGCUCCCCCCCCCCACAUUUUUGUACAAUUUUUUUUUAACUUUUAAUAUUUUACUUUGGUCCAUUAGAACAUGCAGUUACAGCAAAGAUGCCCUUCACUGUAUACGUGAUCACAUUCAUAGCACAAUGUAAUUACAUACAGGGCCUAAAAAUGUGAAUUAAUAAGAAACUUUAUUGAUGCAAAUUACCAUUAAUUACGCAAAUCUUCGAUAUUGAGGAGAAUCUUACUCAUGUUCUUGUUCAAUAUGAAAGUUUGUAUUGUAUUCGUAAUUCACAUCUUCACACUGUAACUCUGUGUAGAUCAAACUUGCGUAAAACCUCUUUGUUGUACUGGUGGUUUAGCAAAUAGGAAGAAGCUUAACCUUUAGUGCUCUGGGACUAGCAGUUGUGCUUAUUGCAACGCAUGUUAACAUAUUAAUGCUAAUACAGUAUUUUGCACAUGUUUGUAAGUUGUGAGCUUGAAGUAAGUUACAGUGCUGAAUGCUAGAGACAUUUUGCAGUCUACUUCACCAAUGUACAGGUGUACCAAUAUUACAUUGUAUUUUGGUGUGUUACAAGGAGUGCUAAAGGUUAGAAAGCAACAGUCGGGACCUCAAUGAUGUAAAUAUGUAGCUUUUUUUUUCUUUCAUUUACUUUUUAAAACUUGAAAAAUAUGGACUGUCAACAGUGUCAUUUUGGAAGCAUUGUAUCAAUCAUGAAUGAUAUACUCUUUACCCUUUACUUCCUGUUGAAAGCUGCAAGGCUCAUUUUCCCUUUUUCUUCUACUCAAAUGGUCUGGAAAUGAAAACAUACAUGUGUGUAUCACCACCCUAGGUGGUGUCCUUCUGAGAUUCAAUGCUAUUUUUGAUGAAGUAAAGAUGUCGCUUAAAACACUGAAACAUUCUGUGAAAAAAUAUUACUUUGGGUGGUGGUCAAUGUCAACUUGCAGCACUACUAUCUAGUAAGAAAUUGUUCUUUAAACUGUUGUAAAUGACCUUGUAGGUAUUCUCUUGACAUUCCAGGCCAACUAAUGACUGACACUUAACUGUACAGUCUUCUGCGCAACGAAGCAAAUUCAUGUACAAUGUCAAUGUCUGAAGUUUAAUUGUAUGAGGUUUGUUAAUUAAUGCGGGGGGUCAAUUACCCCCUUCACAAACUGGAUACUGUACUUGCAUCAAAUGUCGCUUAAGAUAUACUAACUGAAUUUUAGUAUGUGGAAACCACAGAUUGGAAAUCCUUCUACAUCAUGUCUGCAUAGCAGAUUUAUUUAGAUACCAUCUAUGUGUAACUUUUUUAAGCAAUGUACUUUUCCUGUGUUAUAAGCACCAUGAUUUGUAACAUUUCUGUAUCAUUCACAGCUUAAACUGUAUAUAGAGAUUUUGUUGGAAACAAUUGUGUACAAUGUACAUAGAUGUAGGGUGCAUUAGUUUGUUGUGUUUGCUAAAAUCUUGUAUGGAAUCAAACUUUUGUGUGAAUAACAAGUUAUUCUACUACCGUCAACUGUGAUAGCUUUACAAAACAACUUUAAGAAUAAAAUCUGCU